Messenger RNA from Nicotiana tabacum (common tobacco), 1152 nucleotides. Lineage: Eukaryota; Viridiplantae; Streptophyta; Magnoliopsida; Solanales; Solanaceae. The record is from RefSeq and is a predicted model, not a curated record.
AUGGAUUUAGAAUCAUUGUUUCUAAACCAUUUUGCCAUAGAGAAGAAGCCAGAUAUAAUUCAGUUGAUUAAAGCAGCUAUACAAGUUGGUGCAUGGAAGCAGCCUACAAAGUUUAAGAAGCACAAAGAUGAAAUACUAAUGAUGUUGCUGAAUCCGGAAACACCAGGUGACAUUGAUGAAAUCGACAGUGCUAGUGAUACAGAAGAAGAUGAAGAAGAAGAAGAUGAAGUAAGCGAUAGUGGUGGUGUUGAGUUCUCUGUUGAUUAUCUCCACCAGACGGAGAAGAGUUCUUCUUCUUGGUUUCAAGAAACUGGCCAUAUUCUUGGGCGACAAGGGAACUACAAUGUCAGUAAGGCCAAAUCUACUGUAUUUAAACUAAGUUUAAAGAAGACUCGGGACAUUGACGACAAGCUUCAACACAAACAUGUUGAUAGUGAUAAAGAAAAGAAGACAGAAGUAGGGAAGUGUCUGUCCGACAGUACAGAAAGCAAGAACAUGAGUUGUGUCACGGGAUCGGCAACCAAGAAUUCUCCUGGAGGUUUAAGGAAGCUGAACGAGGGUAUCAACCGCGUAGAAGAAAAACAAGAUUGUUCCUCACAGAAGGUCAAGAGGAGGCUUGAGGGAGGAGGGAAGUUACAGAAACAGAGAAACUGCAGUGCAAUUACAAGACCAAAUCAGAAAACAACACAAAACUCUACAGUUGCAAGACCAAUGCAAAAACCAGCACUAAGCUCUACAGUUGCAAGACCAACGCAAAAGCCAGCACAAAGCUCAACAGUUAGAAGACCAACGCAAAAACCAGCACAAAGCUCAACAGUUGGAAGACCAACCCAAAAACCAGCACAAAGCUCUACAGUUGCUACACCAACGCAAAAACCAGCACAAAGCUCAACAGUUGGAAGACCAACCCAAAAACCAGCACAAAGCUCUACAGUUGCUACACCAACGCAAAAACCAGCACAAAGCUCAACAGUUGGAAGACCAACGCAAAAACUAGCACAAAGCUCUACAGUUGCAACACCAACGCAAAAACCAGCACAAAGCUCUACAGUUGCAACACCAACGCAAAAACCAGCACAAAGCUCUACAGUUGCAACAGCAAUGCAAAAACAGCACAAAGCUCGACAGUUGCAAGACCAAUGCAAAAAAUAA